AUGUCAGAAGGGCAACACGCACCCGAAUGGGAUAUAAAUGACGCGGUUAUCCCGAGAGUCACAAGCUUCGACACGUUUAAUGAGUGGUGUGAUGGACACGUUAGAAAGGUCUACCCUCCCACCUGCGAAGAAGCACGCAGACACGCCUCAGGGUGGGCAAUGCGGAAUACCAAUAAUCACAACGUGCACAUCCUCAAGAAGAGCUGUUUAGGAGUCCUAGUCUGCUCAACUAGAUGUCAACUAGCUGACGGUUCAAGAAUUCACCUACGACCUGCUAUUUGCGACAAAGCGCGGAAGAAACAGCAAGGAACCUUUACAUGUCAGUUCAAUGUCCAUUGCGUUCACCGUUGAAUCGUUUAAAUAAUUUUUCUCAAAUAGAAUAGAAGGCCUACUCUGUUUGUCCAAAAACAAAAUUUCGUCUAUAUUCAAAAGGCUAAUAUGACUUUAAAGAAAUCCUUUUCGAUAAUUUAUGAUACAAUAGAAGUAGGACCUUACACUGCCUCUGAUGCACAGAUAACCCUCAUGGAUAUCAUUUUAACAAAUUUUAAGAACGUUUCGGAAUUACCUGAAUUUUCGUUCGUGUACAAACAGAACAGGCCCUCUGAUCUUAUAGAAAAUCGUUUUAAUAACUACAAGAGUAUAAAAUCUUUCUUUCUUGUAGGAAAACCUUGCCCAAAUCGACUCUGCCACGGUGGCCGCCUUGAAGUCCAACAAUGUCGUGGUCACUGCGGAUACCCGGUUACACAUUUUUGGCGGCACACGGAACACGCAAUAUUCUUCCAAGCGAAAGGUGCGCACGACCACCCUCAGCCUGAAGCUAAAGGGGCCAGUGAAGUACGAAGAUCUAUAGGAGCUGGAAGAAGGAUUCGCGGGCUAGCGUUAAUAAUAUCAAGAGAGGACGCGAUGGCAGACAAAAUAAUGGGAGUCAAACCGGAAAAGCAAAUGGCGCAAAGGAUCUGCUCACCUCACCAGCAACCACCGCCGCUCAUACCCGACAGUCAGAGAGGUUUCAUGUGUGCCUGCCUUCCCUUCGAAUGCACCUGUAGAUGGCGUACAGACGAUCCUGGGGACGCCUAUAAUGCGCCGCCAUGGUCCCCGGAAGAACCGCAAAGUUACAGUGCCUACGCGCCACCUAUACACGCCGCCCUUGCGCAAAUAUCUCAACAGCAAUACGAACCCGCUGCAUUAGCAGCUGACGAUGUCUUCCAUCCUGAAGAAAUAUUCCAAUUAGAUCAACCGAUCCGCCUAGACUUCCCCAUGGAUGAAUCGGCGGUAGAAUCACCACAGAAUUUAGUGGAUCUUAACGACAACUCCAGACCCGAAGACGCGUAUUGGUUUGAAUGGCAACGGGCCGCCGGCGGCUCAGAAUCUAGUGAAGCUCCAUCGCCGGAGAUAUUCGGGAACGGCUACCAGCAAGCGGAGGCUUACUGCGAACAGCAGAACUAUCCACCCUAUUACUAUAACCCUGAAGAAGCACAGUAUUACCCUUUUGAAAAUAAUCGAAAUUUCCCUGUAAUAGACACUCAAGAACAGAGAUACGAAUACGAAGAAGAUUGUAUUGACGAUGCGCCAGUUUGGAAUUUUGUGGAUUGCGAAUUUCAGCCCAAUGAUAAUUCAGAAUGUAAACCAUAUAGUGAUGCCGUAAACCACCAUAUUAUAAACACAUUCAGUGAACUUUUAUAA
Molecule: messenger RNA, 1683 nt
Organism: Diatraea saccharalis (sugarcane borer)
Lineage: Eukaryota; Metazoa; Arthropoda; Insecta; Lepidoptera; Crambidae
Source: the annotation of a GenBank genome assembly